Kickxella alabastrina is the source of this 1281-nucleotide messenger RNA. Its product is annotated as cytoskeletal-regulatory complex EF hand-domain-containing protein. The record is from RefSeq and is a predicted model, not a curated record. Gene Ontology annotation, molecular function: calcium ion binding; protein binding. Lineage: Eukaryota; Fungi; Kickxellomycota; Kickxellomycetes; Kickxellales; Kickxellaceae. Gene Ontology annotation, biological process: endocytosis; endosomal transport; actin filament organization. The coding region runs from base 1 to 1281 and encodes 426 amino acids. Gene Ontology annotation, cellular component: cytoplasm; nucleus; mating projection tip. The transcript has a single exon.
AUGAACAGCGGACUUGCAAUCAGCCAUGACGAAAAACAGCAGUUUCAGCAGCAUUUCCUCAAUGCGAAUCCAGUAGAUGGCAGGCUGCCGGGAGCCGUGGCCCGUCAGAGCCUCAUGCAGUCAGGUCUGCCGACACAGCAGCUGGGGCAAAUUUGGGAGCUCGCGGACAUUGAUAAGGAUGGUGCCCUGGAUUUUGACGAGUACUGUAUUGCACUGAAGCUGGUAUUUUCAUUACUCAACAAAGUCAUUCCCAGCAUUCCCCCAUCUUUGCCGCCAACACUCAUUCCGCAGAGCAAGUACGCGUACUUUGCUGGAAGCAUGGCCAAUGCACAGCCGCAGCAGCCCCAAUGGCAGCAGCAACAAACGCAGCAGCAGCAGCAGCCGCAGUUGUUACAGCAAGAAAGUGCCAAGUUGGAGUGGUAUGUGCCAGGAGAGGACCGGGCUCGGUACCAGGGAUUGUUCGCACAGCACUCGCGGGGCUCUGCGCAAGUGCGUCUCCUGGACAUUGACGAGUUUCUCAACUCCCUCGGCACCCCGCGCUCCGGGAUCACGCAGGCCUGGAGCCUCCUGGACGUGCGCAAGUACCAGCAGCUCAACCAGGAGCAAUUCAUCUACCUUCUGCACGUACUCAACGCGCAUAUGCGCGGUGCGCCUAUCCCAGCCACGCUGCCGCCGGCCGUCAAGGACAACCUUUACAAGUCGCUUAACCUCGAUUCCUCGGGGGCUGCCGGCAGCCCGGAGCAGUCGUAUGGAUACCGGCACAACAAGUCUUCGGCGCCAGUAGCUGAUUCGCGCAAGCCAGGGCUGUAUGGCGAAAAGUCAGGGAACGUGGCCUUGGCCGACAGCUACUUGUCCAAGCUCAAGACGUCGUCGACAUUUAAGAACGAAGCCGGGUCGCGGUACGCCUCGUCGAGCAAGAAUGCUGAGGAGGAGAAGAAGCUGCGCGCGGAGCUGAAGGGGCUAGAGGAGGAGUUUGAGCGGAUUAAGACCCAGGUCGGACACGAUGAUCAGGGGUCACGCGAUGGAGACCUUAUUGAGGCCACAGUGAAGGAGCUGCAGGAGUUCAAGGAGUAUAAGCUCCAGGAGAAGCGGCGGCUCGAGACACAGUCAGUGGGGUCCAGUGGCUCCAACGAGUCACUGCAAGCGAUCAAGGAGUCGUUAUAUAGCCUUGAGGGCCAUCUGUCGUUCUUGAUGUCGGAGAAGCGCGCCAUAGACGAGUUUAUCAGCGCGGGCAAGCAGGAGCUGUUGGAGUUGCAAGUGGAGCAGAUCAAGCUCAAGUGA